Molecule: messenger RNA, 1949 nt
Organism: Parastagonospora nodorum SN15
Lineage: Eukaryota; Fungi; Ascomycota; Dothideomycetes; Pleosporales; Phaeosphaeriaceae
Exons: 5
Coding region: 102-1781 (559 amino acids)
Biological process (GO): methionyl-tRNA aminoacylation
Cellular component (GO): cytosol; aminoacyl-tRNA synthetase multienzyme complex
Molecular function (GO): methionine-tRNA ligase activity; ATP binding
Source: RefSeq, a predicted model, not a curated record
GUCAAAGCUCCAUACACUAUUGUCUGGUGCCCUAAGUUGUACUCGGAGCUGACUAUAUCGACCCUUUCACAACUUUUAUAGAACACAUUCACGACACUUCCAUGACCGAGAUCAAGAAGAAAAUCCUGCCCGUUGAGGGCGAGCGCAAUGUGCUCAUCACGAGUGCGCUGCCAUACGUCAACAAUGUCCCGCAUUUAGGCAACAUCAUCGGAAGUGUUCUGUCGGCGGAUGUCUUUGCCCGUUUUGCGCGCGCACGAGGAUACAACACACUAUAUGUCUGCGGUACUGACGAGUACGGAACCGCGACCGAGACGAAGGCAAUUGAGGAGAAGGUCACACCACAACAGCUAUGCGACAAGUAUUUUGCGCUGCACUCGGAAGUCUACGAAUGGUUCAACAUCAGCUUCGACCACUUUGGACGCACACCGACCCAGCACCAAACCGAUAUUGCUCAAGACAUCUUCAAGAAGCUGUACAAGAACGGCUAUCUGGAAGAGCAGACCACAACACAGCCGUACUGUGAGACACACAAGAGCUUUCUGGCAGAUCGAUUUGUUGAAGGCACAUGUCCGCUAUGCAACUACGAAGACGCCCGAGGUGACCAAUGCGAUAAAUGUGGACAUCUUCUAGAUCCUCUCGAGCUCAAGAAUCCUCGUUGCAAGCUCGACGGAGCCACACCGGUACCGCGCGAGACUAAACACGUCUACCUAUGUCUGGACAAGCUACAGCCGAAAGAGGAGGAGUGGUUCAAGAAGGCGAGUCAGGAGGGCAACUGGAGUUCCAAUGGUAUUCAAAUCACGGCAUCUUGGUUGAAGGAGGGUCUCAGACCUCGUGGCAUCACGCGUGACUUGAAGUGGGGUACUGCUGUACCACUCGAGAAGUGGUGGCACAACCCCGAGCAGGUCAAGCUCUACCAGUUCAUGGGCAAGGACAACGUACCGUUCCACACAGUCGUCUUCCCCUGUUCACAAAUUGGCACCGGCGAUAAGUGGACUAUGCUAAACACGAUUUCGACGACCGAGUACCUCAACUACGAGAAGGGCAAGUUCUCAAAGUCAAGAAACAUUGGUGUCUUCGGAAACAACGCAAAAGACACUGGUAUCCCCUCCGACGUCUGGCGCUACUACCUCCUCUCUCAUCGACCGGAGACUGGUGACACCGAAUUUGAGUGGGACGGCUUCAUUGCUGCGAACAACAACGAGCUCCUCAAGAACUUGGGCAACUUCGUCAACCGCGUUAUCAAGUUUGUCAACUCCAAGCACUUCACGUCUCGAGCCAAGGAAACUCAACUACUCCAAGACAACCGGUUGGACAACAAGCUAGCAACCGAGCACCCAGAGCGCUGCGCCGCCGUCGUCGGACUAGCUUUGAGCCACAUCCACCUCCUCGCCAGUCUGAUCCAGCCAUACAUGCCCGACACCACCGCCUCCAUACUCUCCCAACUCAACGCCGAAUUCCUCAUCAUCCCCGACGACUGGGAAGCCCGCUCGCUUCCCGUCGGCCACAAGAUCGGAACCGCCGGCUAUCUCUUCUCGCAAAUCAAGCCCGAGAAGGAGCAAGAGUGGCGCGAGCAGUUCGGCGGCGAAGAAGCGCGCAAGGCGAAGGAGGAGAAGGCCCGCAAAGCUGCGGCCAAGAAGGCGGAGAAGGAGCGCAAGAAGGCGAAAAAGGCGAAUGCGCAGGGCGUCGAGGCUGCGGAGAAGGGACAGGAUGGGCCGGCGAAGAAGACGGCUGAGGAGGAGGUUACGCGGGGAGUGGAGCAGGUUAGUCUGCAGACGUCGUAGGUGCGGUGGGUUGGUGUUUAUAUACCCGGCGUUUGAGAGAGCUGUGGAGAUUGGUGUUCGGGGUGGGUACAUGGUAGUGGCCAUAUGCGUGCAUGUGCCGAAUAUGCUCAACGGCAAGAGUUCGUUAGAAGAUACUGUGUUAGUAGAAUUCAACUUCGUUUCUUGUUC